Molecule: messenger RNA, 1381 nt
Organism: Photinus pyralis (common eastern firefly)
Lineage: Eukaryota; Metazoa; Arthropoda; Insecta; Coleoptera; Lampyridae
Gene: Tmem43
Product: transmembrane protein 43 homolog
Exons: 6
Coding region: 191-1327 (378 amino acids)
Biological process (GO): nuclear membrane organization
Cellular component (GO): nuclear inner membrane
Source: RefSeq, a predicted model, not a curated record
CAUUUUCAUUUGCUAAUUUACAAAAUCACAAACCGAAUUGUGAAGCUAUGAAUUAAUCAUGUAUAAAGAUAGGUGAAAUGAACGCAAGCGCGUCGAGUGGGUGGUAUAAAUCAAGGCGUUGCGGUUUUUUCUGUAGCAUGAACAUGUUUAUUUAUAUAAUUGGAGACUUUGCCAUCAAAAUGAAGGGAGAAUGGAAGUGAGCUUUACAGAGGAAUUUAAGAAGAGCUGGUUAACUUCUAUUAUUGGAUUUUUGUUAUUAGUCGCCGGUAUUUUGGUGUUAACAUGGAAUGAGGGUCGAGCAGUACACCAUGCCCAUUCCUUAGACGAGGCCUUCAAUAACGUGAUUGCGUUGAAUCCGUACGAUCGGCUUAAACCCGAGUACGAAGGGCGCCUAGUGCACAUCAGUGGCCCUUUAUUAGUGGAGGAGCCGUUAACCGAACCCGACUAUGGUAUAUCCAUUCAGUCUGUCAAGUUAAAACGUAGAGUGCAAAUGUAUCAGUGGGUGGAAGAUCGAGUUCGACACGAUUACGCCCAAGUGUCAAUGCCACAAGAUGCCGAUAAUGUCGAUUAUUACUACCUGACUGAAUGGCGUGACAAGCUAGUGGACAGUAGGUCAUUUUAUAUUCGUCACGGUCACGAAAAUCCAACUGAAAUCCCAUUGAAAAGCGUGGUGCAUGUUUCACCAUCGGUCCGAAUUGGACAGCAUACUCUGGGAUCAGAAUUGAAAGAGAAAUUUACCAAUUAUAUUGAGGUCAGUGGUGAUGAAAGACCGGAACGUAGGGAUAUUAAGUUGCACUUAGGGCUGUAUUAUCAUUGUAACGAUGUGUGGAAUCCAGAAGUUGGCGACGUUCGUGUUCAGUUUUAUUAUGCAGGAAUUUCAGGGGAAGUGGUUAGUGUAGUUGGCAAACAGGAGAAUGGUGUUUUAGUACCUUACACCACCACCAGAAAUCACCAAGUCUUACUUGUACGUCAGGGAGCAUUGACUAUUUCCCAGAUGUUUAACGAGGAAAAGACAGAUGCAUAUUAUGAAACUUGGAAGUUUAGAGCAACCGGACUUUUUGUUUUGUAUGCGGCUUUUGUCUGUUUGGGCAGGCUACUGAAGGUGUCAGCUUGUCAAUUUUCGUCACUUCGAAGCAUACUGCCACAAGAGAUAACUUCCUCAACAUACUUAACUCUGGCUAUGUCGAUAUCAUUAUUUGUAAUUGCAAUUGCGUGGUUUGUGUACAGGCCAUGGGUGGGCGCUGCAUUGGUAAUGGCUGCAGUCAGUCCCUUUGUAUACUGUGUGAUGGGUUUGUAUAGUGUCGCUGAACAUCAAAGCAUCAAUUAAAAUUAUUUGGACUUACAAUUUGUUACUAUAUUGUUAAAUAAAAUAUUAAUAUAG